Messenger RNA from Eptesicus fuscus (big brown bat), 2400 nucleotides. It is a transcript of the gene FAM53B, whose product is annotated as family with sequence similarity 53 member B. Lineage: Eukaryota; Metazoa; Chordata; Mammalia; Chiroptera; Vespertilionidae. The transcript has 5 exons. The record is from RefSeq and is a predicted model, not a curated record. Bases 207 to 1478 code for a protein of 423 amino acids. Gene Ontology annotation, biological process: positive regulation of canonical Wnt signaling pathway; protein import into nucleus. Gene Ontology annotation, cellular component: nucleus.
UCGGCGAGUGCCGGCGGCGAGCGCGCGGGGUCCGCGCCCGGAGCGCCCGGCCGCGCACAGGAGGGGCCCCACCCGCGGGGGAGCGGCCGAUGGGGAGCUGCUGCUGACCCAGCCCUGGGAGGUGCCCAGGAGACCUGUGCCCGAGCCCGCCCCGCGGAGGAUGGCUGACGCCCGCCCUGGGCCCGCCCCGCUCCUGAGGCCCUGCCAUGGUGAUGAUCCUGAGGAAGAGCCUCGAUGCCCAGGCCGCCGACUCCGUGGCCGGCAGGUCCUUCGACUCUGAACUGCGCCCGCCCGAGAAGAUGAGCCACGGACCGACCCUAUUCUCCCGUGGAGUGAUGGAAAACGACAGAUGGCGCGACCUGGACAGGGAGUGUCCCCUUCAGAUUGACCCGCCGAGCGCCAGCCUCUGGGAGCGCCUGCCCGAGCGGUGCCCGGACGGCACCCUGUGGCACCCGGAGGCGGCGGCCGCCGGCACCGUGACCAGCCUCAUCCAGGACCUCAGCCUCAGCGACCACCACGGGAACCCCUCCGCGCCCCCCAGCAAGCGCCAGUGCCGGUCCCUGUCCUUCUCGGACGAGAUGUCCAGCUGCCGGACCUCUUGGCGGCCCCUGGGGUCCCGGGUCUGGACCCCCGUGGAGAAGAGGCGCUGCUACAGCGGGGGCAGCGUGCCCCGCCUCGCCGGCGGCCCCGGCACCAUGCAGCGCAGCUCCAGCUUCAGCCUCCCGUCCCGCGCCGAUGCGCUCGCCUCGCCCUGCGACCCUGCGGGCUUUCCCCGCCACCUCGGGGGCCAGGCCUGCCCGGGGGCGCCCGGCGCGGCCACCUGCGGACAGGGUGACCUCUGGAGCCCCGACCGGAGCCCCACGGGGGGCGCGCGGCUGGACAUGCAGCGGUCGCUCUCCUGCUCCCACGAGCGGUUUGCCUUCGCCGGGUUCUGCGCGCCGUCCGCCUGCAGCACGCCCGCCUCCACGCCCGAGCUGGCCCGGCGCCCCGGCGGGCUGGCCCGCAGCCGCUCGCAGCCCUGCGUCCUCAACGACAAGAAGGUGGGCGUCAAGCGGCGGCGCCCCGAGGAGGGGCCCGAGCCGAGGCCUUCCCUGGACCUGGCCAAGAUGGCACAGAACUGCCAGACCUUCAGCAGCCUCAGCUGCCUGAGCUCCGGGACGGAGGACCGCGGCCCCCGCAGCCCCUUCGCGCUCCACGCCGGCAGCACCAGGUCCUGGGCCGCCCUGUUCUCGGCCACAGCCGCCGGGCCCGGGGGCAGGACCCCCGCCGGGACCCCGGUGCCCGAGCCGCUCGCCCCCUCCUUCGAUGACCUGGCCUGCAAGGAGGAGCUGUGCUGGGAGGAGGCGGAGGGCUGUGCCCCGGACGAGGGCUGCGGCCGGCGGAGGGAGCCCGCCCCUGCCUGGCGGGACCGGGUGGCCGAGAGCAGCCCCUGCUCCCUGGACGGCGAGCUGGACAUUGAACAAAUAGAGAACAACUGAGGCGGCCGGGCGGGGCGCACCAGGAUCCACGGCCCCCCUGUGGCACGGGGCGGGCGCUGGAAGCGGGAGCCCCACUCCCGGGCCUGAGCAAGCGUCCGGGAAGGAUCGGGUCCCAGGGAGCGCGCCCCUUCCUCCCAGAGGCUCCUGCCGCAGAGCUCCCGGCCCAGUGCGCCCGCCCGGCCACGCCGCGCAGCGGAGCGGAGCCGGGCCCUCACCACGCGGCCACGGGCCACAGAACUGCUGUGGGUUUGGGUCUCCCCGCUUUUCCUCGUGGGACACGGGCCCCACACAUCCCAGGCGCCUGCCGGGCACUCGCAUCCCCGCUCUGACCUGCCGCCCUGGUCGGGGUUCGGCCCUUCGGGGCCUGUUGGGGGCUCAGGCCCAUCCGGGGGUGUCGGGCCCUUCUAGGCCUCCUGCUCAGGUUCCGUGGGGGGUCGGCCCCACGGCUUCUCUCCCUCAGGCUCACUCUGUGCCUUGCCUCCGGGCCGCCUCAGGCUGGGAGGCUCAGGAGGCACUUCCUUCCGCAGCAGCUCAGACCCGAGCGGCCUUCAUUCCGAGUGAGAGUCGGGGCCCGGGGCCUUCACGUCCGGACUCUCGGGGCCAGGGAACAACUUGGGGCGCUGGUCAGAGGCCAUCUGUGUGGGGCAGCCAUGGGGUGGGAAGACGGACCCGCUUACCUCCCCCGUGUGUGGCCAGCCGUUCCCCGUGCCACCCUGUCACUGGGGGUGGCUUAGUUGAUUCCGGGGCGGAGAGAUGGCACCAUGGAAGGGCAACCUCUUGAAAACGUCCUCAGAAGGCGGGAGGGUGAGCAGGUGCACAUGCCGGGCCUGUGCCCAGGUCAGGGUGGGGUGUCGCUGGCCGCUCCGGGGACCCCGUGCCCAGGUCAGGGUGGGGUGUCGCUGGCCGCUCCGGGGACCCCGUG